Molecule: messenger RNA, 8032 nt
Organism: Bactrocera dorsalis (oriental fruit fly)
Lineage: Eukaryota; Metazoa; Arthropoda; Insecta; Diptera; Tephritidae
Gene: Clk
Product: circadian locomoter output cycles protein kaput
Exons: 8
Coding region: 1378-4530 (1050 amino acids)
Biological process (GO): circadian regulation of gene expression; regulation of transcription by RNA polymerase II
Cellular component (GO): nucleus; CLOCK-BMAL transcription complex; cytoplasm
Molecular function (GO): RNA polymerase II cis-regulatory region sequence-specific DNA binding; protein dimerization activity; DNA-binding transcription factor activity, RNA polymerase II-specific
Source: RefSeq, a predicted model, not a curated record
UGGUAAAAAGUGCAUGAGCUUAGAAAAUUUGCGACUUUAGUUUGUUUAGUGAAUAGCGCGCGAAGCGGACGACGCGAACGGCGAACGGUGCACGGUGACGGCAGUGACGACUGCAACGGGUCAUAUUUUCAUUGAAACGAACGGUUCAAAACAUUUAAUAAUUACGUCGACGCUAGUGGUACGAAUGUAAUGCCAUGCCUACGUGUGCACCUAAACUUUAAACGAAAGAACGGAAAAUCAGUGGCGAUCACAAAGCAGCUGCUGGAAAUUAUAGUCAUUAGAUUACUAAUGCACACACAAUCGUUAACGAAAGUGAUCAGUUUUUAGUUUUUGAAGUGUUGUCGGCAAAAAGCGAAAAUAACGAAAAAGUUAUGUGAAAGUGCGGAAAGAUUUGUGACCAAGUUGUUCGUUCUUCAUGCGCUGGCAUUUUUGUAAACGAAAAAGAAAAAAUUUUGAAAUGCAGAAAUUGCUAAAUAUUGCAAGUGAAAUGAAAGUGGAGUGCUGAAAAUUGAAUAUUUUGAUAUUUUUGCAAAAGUUGUAAAAUUUAAAAUUUUUAUAAGAAAAUAUAUAUUUAUUUAAUUGAAGUAAUUGAAUCGAUUUUCCAAUUACUAAACCGAACGCCACACAUAAUUUACAGUUGUACAAGCCGCUAGCGCGCUGUGCAAGCUUAAAAGUAAAAGCUGCAAGCCACGAAGCGCCACACAGCCUUCGUCAAGUGCAACAGUUCAAGUGCAACACGAGGCGGUUCAGCCGAAGAGCUGCAAAUAGUGGAACAAAAGGCACGGCCGAAAGCGAUUACAUGGGUAUGCGGCUCAACGCGGAAAAGAAAUAUUAUAUUAAUUUGUGCUUAAAAAUGUUGUUCAACAACAAAGCAUAAAUUCAGCUUAGUAAAAUUCGUGUCUGUCAAGCAGCUGUGUGCAGUCUGAGGAAAAUGUAUGCCAUGAACGAUUUCGAACUCUUCUUCAAAGUGGAUAUCACUUAAAUAAAAUCACAAUUCACAACUGCAGUUUGUCAACAAAAAAAAAAAAUAUUUGCGAAAAUGCCAUAAGAAAAUAUUUUGCAAAAGUGUUUUUGAAAUAAUUGCUAAAUCAACAAUUGCGAAAGCAAAUUAAAGGAAAAAGUAAUAAAUAGCUACACAGUGUUAAUUUAUGUGCUACGGUUUAAAAUAGUUAAAAUAAUUUCUUAAUUAAAAUAUUAAAAGCCGCAGAAGCAGCGGAAAGUGUACUGAAAAAAUCUGCCUUUCAAUUUUUUUUGUUUUUUUAUUGGUGUCAGUGGAAAAUUUUCGCGUGUAACACGUUCGUGUUUUGCGUUCGUCAUUGACGCAACGCCAUUCGGUUGCAGCCAUAUUGAAAAUUGGAUUAUCUAACGCAUUUCAAAAUGGAGGACGAGAGUGACGACAAGGACGAUACGAAAAGAAAAUCUCGAAAUCUCAGUGAAAAGAAGAGGAGAGAUCAAUUCAAUACGCUGGUGAAUGAUUUGAGCGCGCUCAUAUCGACAUCAAAUCGGAAAAUGGAUAAAUCGACAGUGCUCAAGUCGACAAUAGCAUUUUUGAAACAUCACAACGAGGCCACCGAUCGUUCGAAAGUUUUCGAAAUACAGCAAGACUGGAAACCAACAUUUCUUACCAACGACGAGUUUACACAUCUCAUGCUGGAAUCUUUGGAUGGCUUCAUAAUAGUGUUUAGCGGUAUUGGUUCCAUAUGUUAUGCAUCUGAAAGUAUUACUCCACUCCUGGGUUACCUGCCGAGUGACCUUGUGAAUAUGACCAUUUUCGAUUUGACCUACGAAAUGGAUCAUGAAAGUCUACUGAAUAUAUUUCUAAAUCCCAAACCAGUGAUCGAGCCACUACAGACUGAUAUCAACUCAAGUAAUCAAAUUACAUUCUACUUGCAUUUACGGCGUGGCGGUAUCGACAAAGUGGAUGCCAAUGCGUACGAGUUAGUUAAAUUUGUAGGUUAUUUUCGAAACGAUGUGAAUCUAGACAGCAUACAAUCGCAGAACACACUUGCCUUGCCACGUAUCUUCCAAAUGAAUCCCAGCGCGGAGGUGGAUAAGAAAUUGAUAUUCGUCGGCACCGGGCGCAUUCAGACGCCGCAACUGAUACGCGAGAUGUCCGCAAUAGAUCCGACGUGUAACGAGUUCACUUCGAAACAUAGUAUGGAAUGGAAAUUUCUCUUUUUGGAUCAUCGUGCGCCACCAAUCAUCGGCUAUAUGCCAUUCGAAGUGCUCGGUACCUCCGGUUAUGAUUACUACCAUUUUGAUGAUUUGGAGAGCAUCGUGGCUUGCCAUGAAGAGUUGAUGCAAAAAGGCGAAUGUAAGUCGUGCUAUUAUCGUUUCCUUACGAAAGGACAACAAUGGAUUUGGCUGCAGACGGAGUUUUAUGUGUCCUUCCACCAAUUCAGUUCGAAACCUGACUACGUGGUCUGUACACACAAGGUAGUUAGUUAUGCAGAUGUGAUACGCCAAAGUAAGGCGGGCAAUAAGUUGGAGAAAACUCCUUCGAUCAACAAUAGCACUAGUAAGUCGUCCACAUUGACUUUAAGAGACCUUGAAACCACCAGUCAAAGUCUAGAUCCUUCUACACUUUCGGCGAGCGAUAGUGGCAAUGUUAUAAUGGGUAUAUUAAAUGAAGCUUCGCCUCGGCUAGACACAUCACCCAUUUGGCCGAAUGCUCCCUCAACCACUGGCAUAACAUCGACAACAUUCAAGACAUCCCGACCCGCCUCGAGUUAUGGCAAUAUUAGUUCAACUGGAAUCUCACCGACAGCUAAGCGAAAACGAUAUUUCCCACAUAGACCUGGCAACGAAUCGGAUUCCACGUCCAUGUCAGCGGAUUCGGCCACUAGUAAGCACUCGCUGAUGACACAUUUGAGUUCGAGUCGACAACGUCAUGGUCACAGCUCGGGUAUGCAAAUGCCGCAAAGUACAACGCACGCGCAGCAACUGAACGCCAACCAACAUGCACUGCACAAUCACCACCAGUCGCAACAGAAUACACCGCUGCAGAUGAAUCAAACGCAGAACCAACAAAAAAUACUACCGAUGCUACCGCAACACACCACGGCGCAGGCGCAAAUGGUGCCCAACAACCCAUGUCAAUUCACACAGCCCACCUUCCCGAUACGCAGCUCGCAAAUAGUCGGUCCCACAUUCCUGGAGCCAUCGCAAUAUCUUGCCGCCAUACCGGUGCAACCGGUGAUCGCGCAAUUUCCGGUCGCGCCGGUGCUCUCACCGCUGCCGGUGAAUAUGAGUACGGCGCCACCUUGGAAAGCGGCUGCGCAAUCGACGAACGGCACCUUCGAUCCGCUGCAGAGCCAAGCCGACAUGCUCUCCGGUGCGGUGGUGAUGACGCCCACCCAAACCCAGCUGCAGGAUCAGCUGCAACGCAAGCACGACGAAUUGCAAAAGCUGAUCAUGCAACAGCAAGAUGAAUUGCGCAUGGUCUCCGAGCAGCUACUGUUAGCGCGCUACACACUGCUGCAGCCGAUGAUGCCGAUGAAUUACAAUACGCCGCCGAAUAGCGGUCGCAGCAAUUACAAUUUCGCCAGCGCCAAUUCGACGAUGGAGCAGCAAUUCACGCAAUUUGGCUUCACUAUGAACUCCAGCGAGCAGCUAGUGGAUCAGACGACGCAGCAGAUGAUGUUGCAGCAACAACAACAACAGCAGCAACAACACGCGCAGACGCAACAGCAGCAUAGUAUGCAGCAACAGCAGACGCAGCAUAUGCAAACCCAGCAACAACAACAACAAAUGCAUAACCACAAUCACCAACAACAGCAACAACAACAAACAACGCCACAAAGCAAUCACCAUCAGCAGCACCAUCAUCAUCAGCAAUCGCAACAAAAUCAGCCGCAGCUGCAACAACACUUGCAGGCGCUGCAGCCGCAGCCGCAACAACAACAGCAACAGCAGUCGCAGGAGCAAACGCAACAACUGAAUCUGCUCUCACGCAGUGUACCUGAUCUGGCGCAAUUCGGCCACGAAGACAUCGACGCGUUCUUCAAUCUCUCGCCGCUGCAAACGAUCGGCAACACGCAACCGAGUCAUAAUUCGCGCAGCAACAAUAAUUUGGUGAGCUCCAGUAAUGGGCAGCAGCAACAGGGCAGCAUGAAUCAGAGCUUCAUCAACAACACCAGCGCACCGCAAACGACAAAUGAGGAUUCGCUACUCACCUACAUGCAAAUGGCCACCGAAUCGAGUUCGACACUCAACUUCCCGAUGGGCAUUAGCGAUGAUGGCUCCGAAUCGCAGAGCGAUCGUAUCGAUGCCAAAUUAAUUGGCGGUAAUCAAGUUAUGCAACAACAGCAACAGCAUCAAGUGUUAACUCAUCAACAACAACAACAACAGCAGCAGCAACAACAACAACGCACCAAUAAUUUCUUUCCGAACAAUCCAUUCGAAGCGCUCGGCAAUCAAGCGACCACAAAUCAAUUACCUAACGAUCUGGAAAUACUGCCCUAUCAGAUGUCACAGGAGCAGUCGCAGAACCUCUUCAACUCACCGCAAUCCUCGAGAAAUAGUCAAUAGCCUUAAGCCGCAAUUCGAAUUAGUUUAGUUGUAAGCUUAGAGUUAGUUUUAGUUUUUUUAUUCUGUGUAUGUGUGCGUCUCGAUACAUAUUCGUAUGCAAUAUUCGUACCUAAGGUGUAGUGCUUAAGUACAAACCCUGCAGGAAAAUUCACUGAUGUAUGUACAGAUAUAUAUCUACUUUAAUCCGUUUAAUCAUUAACAUGCCAUCUUAUUGUUGGUUAGAGUGAGCGUAAAGGUACAAUCUUCCCAACGGUACAUUAACAAUGCUUUUUAAAAACGAAAUAAUGUUAUGUCAGUAAAUAGGAACACUCUAAAAUAUUAUCCUUAUUUAUAUGGGUACUAUAUGUUUCUUAUAUUCAAAGCAAAAGUUCUCACACCCCACAUCUAAAAUGUUGAAAUAAGUAGAAUUCACUACGUCCAAAAAUAUUUCUCGAUAAGAUUUCACACCUCAUUUGAAACCUAACCGAUUUGAACCCAAUUUGAGUCGUAGCAUUUGCAUGACAUCCUCCUGUUGUAACUCGUAAUUCGAAAUCGGUCUACACUCUUGGUCAGGUGUCCCUGAAAAUUCUACUAACUUUCGCUAUUUUCGUUGAUUUUUUAACUUAAAUGUCUCGGUUAAAGUUUGAGUUUACUUAUCCUGGUAGGACCAAUGAGUUCACGAAAACGAGCACCCUUACCCAAAUCUCAUUAAGGUGGGAACGAGCAGGUGUACCUCUGUUUUCGUGCAUUCGGCCGCUUAAUCAAUAGUCCUCGCACAAGCUCGGUAAGUGCUAGCCAGCAACCAGCACUUGCGAGGUUGCGAAAGUCCCAGAGUGGGACGAAAAAAGAUUCGUAAGUGGGAACAAUGACAGGUGUCCCAAUUAGACCCCACUCUGUAACAUUGGCGCGGUAAAGUCAAAGGUUUUAAGGGACUCAGCUUGUCAAAGUUGCAAGGAGGAACAUAAAUUUCAGAUGUCUAUACACAUUCUCCUUCGCUGUCCAGCUUUCGUCUGAUUAAAGUUGAACCAUCUAUGUUGCCAUACUUUCUACGAAGCCGGCUCAAACAAUUUUUGCUGGAGAGGCGUCUCUAGCCGUCCAAGUGGGUGUACUCGUGGCACUCGUGGUGGAAAAAUAAGCGUACUUACCUAACCUAACCCAACCUGAACUUUCGAAGUAAGGUUGGAAUGUUAUCUUGAUGAAACUUUAAUUAAGUUUCGAAAAUAUAAUAUCGAUAUUGGUACAGGUCUACGCUGAUCUUCCAUACCCAAUAUAAUGAUUUCUCCACUUCUGUUAGAUUUUUUGUCAAAUAUCAUCAGUUUAUCUGUUAAAUAUUUAUUUAUGUAAACAUUUUGGAAAACGGAGGUUGAACUUCAAUCACCUCGUUGGCCAAUCGUCCGAACCAAAACGUGAAACUAUCUGCACACCGUAAUGUUCUGUCAAUAAAUUCAUGCGAAGUGACGCCGGAUCGAUGAAACCAAAUGUAGCCGAUAUCAUGAGCUUCAAUUUCAGGUAUCAAACAGUCGAUUAUCACGUUACGUUCUCACUGGUAUGAUUUUUGAAGUAAGAUGGACCAAUGAUUCCACUAGCCCACGAACCAGUACAUAUUUUUUGCAAAUAGUCGAAAAAAUGGGAAACUCAAAAGCGCAGGAUCUUAGGCAGAGGUGCUCAUGCCAGGAAGGAAUGUUUUUGAGGUAUCUACCAAACAAAUUUUCAGUUAAUCGUUUUCUUCCCACCCUACUCAAUGUACUUGUAUAAUGAUUACGAUAAUAUGUAUUACUUAAGAUUGCUUCGGCUCUAACCACGCCUAGCACUUUCUGACUUGUUUCCUCGUUAACUUCAGCAGAUGUGAAGCUGCACUGCAGGGUGCGUAGAGGCUAAAUGGCUAAAGCUUUUUUAAUUUGAAUGUAUGUUUGUUGGAGAAUGCAUUUUUAUCACUCCGAUAGAAUUAGUUACAGUAAAAGUUAUGUGUGUAUAUGUUUAAGAAUUAAUUGGAUAUAAAUUUCCUUAAUUUAAUAUUGAUUUUUGUGCAAUGAAAUAUUUUCGUGCGUGAUCUGCUUGCCAAAAGUUUAAUUCAAACUUGGUAUUAUAAGAAUACAUUGUUUCUAAGUAAGAACUAGUGUUUUUAAGUAAAUUUAUUUCAAUUAAAUGGCAGCUACAAAUUAUAGUUUUUGUUGCAGUGUGUGAUAAAAAUAUUGUUUAACGGAAGAGUUAAUGCUUUUUUUAACAGAUUAAUAAUCCUAAUUUUUUUGUUGUUUUUUCCAUAAAAUUAUGGAGAAAGCAGCUGUUUUAUGUGAAUCCAACGCAUUUAUGUGUAUGUCUAAAGUUAGCCUGCUGCAUUAAUUGCUCUAUUGAAGUUUAAUGAAAAGACAAUUAAGAACACAAAAUUAGAAUUUUUCAUUCUACUAACUUGUCGUUUUGAGGUUAGUUGUUUUGUUACUUCUCUUUGCUUUUUUUCCAAAUUUCUAAUAAAUUUUCCGCAUUAAUUUGUCGUCUUUCUAAUUUUCUGCAAACAUCUUUGUUUUUCUUUUUGAUUUUUAUCCUUAUCUAUGUAUAGAAAUAUAUUUAUAAAUAUACUUUACAUGGUAAAAAAAAUUGUUAAAAAAUAUUUAAACAUUUUUUGUAAUAAUAGUAUGAAUAAUAUUUUCGAACUUAAAUUCUCUUGUGAUAUAAUUUAAGGGAAAUUUGAUGUUUGUUAUUUGUUUAUUUUUUGUUUUUAUACAGUAAUUACGCACUUAAGCUAAAUAUCGUCACCUAACAUGCAUAACAGCGUAACAUCACUUUUCACAAGUUUACAGGCGAAGGAAAAACGUUAUAAUAACAAACAUACAUACAUACAUACAUACAUACAUACAAGUGAAGCUAAUAAAAGCGUAUUAAAAACCAUUCAUAUUGUAACGAAAUUUGAGUUUUGGUUAUAAAAUGGUUAUAUUUUGGUUAUUUAUGUGUGUAUGAUAACCAAAAUAUAACCUUUUUAAACAAAACUCAAAUUUUCAUGAAUCUAAAUUUGACUUUGGUUUAUAAAAUGGCUGGUUAUUAUAUCUGACAGCGAUUUUCGAUUACUUUUUUUUUUUUUUGAUGAUGCGUUGUUUUGUAUUUUAGGUGACGAUAUAUUAAAUCGGUCGAGUUAAAAUAUAUAAUAUUAUAUAUUUUUUAUAUGCGCCUGUUUGAAAACUGUAAAUAAUUUAGUUCAGAUUAUUUGUUAUGUUCAGGUUUUGAGACACUUGUUGCUUGUCUAACAAAAGUAAGUUUAGAAUUCGAUUAUAUUAAAUUUUAGGUUAGAGCUAAAUUUAAGGUUAUAAUUGUAGUUUCUAACAAGCAAACAUUCCACCUUAUAGCAAAAAAACAUAUUUUAAAUAAUUUAACAUUAACCCACCUGAGAUAAUUAUAUGUAAAUUCAAAACAAAGUUGGCAAGUUGCCCACCUUAGGCUGUAGGUUUUUUACGAUGUUCAUAGAGUUUUGACUAUAACACAAAUUGCAUUUUAAAAAUUGAAAUUUUUAUUUUUUUGAAAAAUAAUUGCAGUA